Molecule: messenger RNA, 3171 nt
Organism: Glycine soja
Lineage: Eukaryota; Viridiplantae; Streptophyta; Magnoliopsida; Fabales; Fabaceae
Product: pentatricopeptide repeat-containing protein At2g22070-like
Exons: 5
Coding region: 673-2754 (693 amino acids)
Biological process (GO): RNA modification
Molecular function (GO): RNA binding; protein binding; zinc ion binding
Source: RefSeq, a predicted model, not a curated record
UAGCUAGUUGCGAGGGUCCAUGAGUUGUGAUAAAAUUUAUUGGUAUAAACACUGUUUGAAAUUUUAAAACCAUUUUUUAAUAGUUCGAUCCACCAAAAUGGUUGGGUUCAAACCACAAAAAUAGUUUGGUUUUAACUUUUAAAUGCAAUUCACCAAAUUAAAAAAGCAAUUUAGUUGCCCUAGAAUGUUAUUUAGUUUAAUUUAGCUUGAGAGAAUCGUUUUUCCAGUUCUGUUUAAUUCUCACACAAUUUGGUUCAGUUUUAGCAUCCCUGACAAAACCUUAAUUUCAAUAACAUUUAAUUCAGAAUUCCAGAAUGUCAAAUUCAAUAUAGUUUGUUAUAUUUAAAAUAAAUGUUACUACAACAUUAACCUUCACUCCGACCGUUGUGCGGAGUCAGGACAGCAACCAUAUACGUUCAAAUCUGUUGCAGCUGGGCAGGAAAGGUUCAGGACUCUACACAGUACUUACUAUAGAAAAGCACAACGAAUCAUUCUCGGAGUGCAUAUGCUUUUUGCCCAUAUAGACAUAAGAAUUAUGUUAUUUGGUUAAAGUUAAAGUGCUGGGUAUGAGGACAAGAACAUAGAACUGAGUGAGGCAUGGAAUGAAGUUUGAUUGAACCCCAACUGGUGGUGGUGGUGGUGGUGGGAGAGGCUGAGUUAACCAAACCAAAAAUGAAGGUCAAGCAAAAGCUUCACCAAGCCAUAGAUCUGUUGUACUCUCAUGGACUUGCUUCUUUUGAUGAUUACACUCGUCUUGUGCUUCAUUGUGCUCGGGCCAAUGACUUCAUUCAAGCAAAGAGACUGCAGUCUCACAUGGAACUUAACCUUUUUCAACCCAAAGAUUCCUUCAUCCACAACCAACUCCUUCAUUUGUAUGCCAAAUUUGGCAAGCUCUCAGAUGCUCAAAAUGUGUUUGAUAACAUGACUAAGCGAGAUGUUUAUUCUUGGAAUACCUUGCUUUCUGCUUAUGCAAAGAUGGGUAUGGUUGAGAAUUUGCAUGUUGUCUUUGAUCAAAUGCCUUAUCGCGAUUCUGUUUCAUAUAACACAUUGAUUGCAUGUUUUGCAAGUAAUGGGCAUUCAGGCAAAGCAUUGAAAGUUCUUGUGAGAAUGCAGGAAGAUGGGUUUCAGCCUACCCAGUAUUCCCAUGUGAAUGCAUUGCAAGCAUGUUCUCAGCUUUUGGAUUUGAGGCAUGGGAAACAGAUUCAUGGGAGGAUUGUUGUUGCUGAUUUGGGGGAAAAUACUUUUGUAAGGAAUGCUAUGACUGAUAUGUAUGCCAAAUGUGGUGAUAUAGAUAAGGCACGGUUGUUGUUUGAUGGAAUGAUUGAUAAAAAUGUUGUUUCAUGGAAUCUUAUGAUCUCUGGGUAUGUAAAAAUGGGGAAUCCUAAUGAGUGCAUUCAUUUGUUUAAUGAAAUGCAGUUGUCAGGUUUGAAGCCUGACCUAGUUACUGUUUCAAAUGUUCUCAAUGCUUACUUUCGAUGUGGACGUGUAGAUGAUGCAAGGAAUUUAUUUAUCAAAUUACCAAAAAAGGAUGAAAUUUGUUGGACAACAAUGAUAGUUGGUUAUGCACAAAAUGGUAGAGAGGAGGAUGCUUGGAUGUUGUUUGGUGACAUGCUACGUAGAAAUGUUAAACCUGACAGUUACACCAUUUCUAGCAUGGUUAGCUCUUGUGCCAAGCUAGCUUCCUUGUAUCAUGGUCAAGUUGUCCAUGGAAAAGUAGUUGUAAUGGGUAUUGAUAAUAGCAUGCUCGUGUCAAGUGCUCUUGUUGAUAUGUACUGCAAGUGUGGAGUCACUUUGGAUGCUCGGGUCAUUUUUGAAACUAUGCCUAUUCGGAAUGUGAUCACUUGGAAUGCCAUGAUUCUGGGGUAUGCACAAAAUGGACAAGUUCUAGAGGCCUUGACUCUGUAUGAAAGAAUGCAACAAGAAAAUUUCAAACCUGAUAAUAUUACUUUUGUGGGUGUCUUAUCUGCUUGUAUCAAUGCUGAUAUGGUAAAAGAAGGACAGAAGUAUUUUGAUUCAAUCAGUGAACAUGGAAUCGCACCCACAUUGGAUCACUAUGCAUGUAUGAUCACUCUCCUUGGUCGGUCAGGUAGUGUUGAUAAAGCAGUGGAUCUAAUCCAAGGUAUGCCUCAUGAACCAAAUUACCGUAUCUGGUCCACCUUACUAUCUGUUUGUGCCAAAGGUGACCUAAAGAAUGCAGAAUUGGCAGCUAGUCAUCUCUUUGAGUUGGAUCCACGUAAUGCUGGACCUUAUAUCAUGCUUUCCAACUUGUAUGCUGCUUGUGGGAGAUGGAAAGAUGUAGCUGUUGUAAGAUCUCUCAUGAAGGAAAAGAAUGCAAAGAAGUUUGCUGCUUACAGUUGGGUUGAGGUUGGGAACAAAGUCCACAGAUUUGUUUCAGAAGAUCACUAUCAUCCAGAAGUGGGGAAAAUCUAUGGUGAAUUGAACAGAUUGAUCUCAAUAUUGCAACAAAUUGGGUAUAAUCCAGAUACAAACAUUGUCCUACACAAUGUGGGUGAGGAAGAAAAGUUUAGAUCCAUUUCUUACCACAGUGAGAAACUUGCUCUUGCAUUUGCCUUAAUUAGAAAGCCCAAUGGAGUUGCACCAAUACGGAUCAUAAAGAAUAUACGAGUCUGUGAUGACUGCCAUGUGUUUAUGAAGUUUGCAUCUAUUACUAUAUCACGACCAAUCAUUAUGAGAGAUUCGAACAGGUUUCAUCAUUUCUUUGGUGGGAAGUGCUCUUGCAAUGACAAUUGGUAAAGUCUCAAUCAAAUGCUAAUCUGCUGCACGCUUACUGUUUCCAAAAGGAAGGGUUCUAGCAAUGUAAUAUGCACUCUGUAUCCUUUCUAAAAGAUUUUGAAACAAGGGAAAAAGUCAUGAUAUGAUUCAAGACUCCCAACUCCCAAGUAUUAAAGCAGGUUUGAGCCUUGAAUGGAAGUGUUCAGAAAUAUGCUCAUAAAUUGCUGGGAAAUUGGGGCUAAAUAUUGUUUGUAACAUAUGUUGUAUGUAUCUCAAUAUUUUGGCAGAGGCAAUUUCUAGCUUCUAGCUUGUGGGUCACUUUUUGGAAGAAACCUGUGUAAAUCCUACAUUCAUCAUAAACCACCUGAGAUCAUGAGUCCUCUAGCAAAGUGGCACAGAUCCAAACCAGGCCUGACUGAACGUUUUCAAUUGUUUGUU